Molecule: messenger RNA, 1041 nt
Organism: Insectozyma verbasci
Lineage: Eukaryota; Fungi; Ascomycota; Pichiomycetes; Serinales; Debaryomycetaceae
Source: the annotation of a GenBank genome assembly
AUGAAAAUUAUAACAAAUUCAUCAGUCAAUGAAUUCUUAAAUAAAACAUUAACUCGUGAUUCUCUACAUGAUAAAUUCUUACCUACUUUAUUAUCAAGUUUAACCAAUUAUGCAUUAAAUCCAAAUGAAAUAGUUCCACCUCGAACAGUUCAGUCAACAAAUAAUCCCAAGGCAAACAUUUCCCAUAUUUAUAUGCCAUGUAUUUCUCCAAAUGAAGUAGGAAUAAAAAUAAUUAGUGGUGGUCCAUCAAAUAAUGAAAAGGGAUUGGGUUUCCAAGGUUGUGUAUUAAUUUUAAAUGAAUUGACGGGUGAAUUACAAGGUAUUUUAAAUGCAACAACAUUAACUGCUUUCAGAACAGCAUUGGCUAGUUGUCUAGGACUAGUUAAAAUUAUAGAAUCUCAAAGUAUCUUACCUGAAUUGUGUGUCUUUGGUGUUGGUUUGCAAGCAUAUUGGCACGUUAAACUAUCACUAUUAUUAUAUCCACAAGUUAAACAAGUCAACAUUAUAAACAGAACUUUAAAAAAUGCUCAACUGUUAUCUCAAAAACUUGCAUCUGAAUUUGCAAGUAUCAAUUUUAAUGCAUUUUCUUAUGAAGAUGAGAAUAUAUUUAUAAAUCAUGUUAGAAAUAGUUCAAUUAUAUUCGGUUGUACUCCGUCAACAACACCAAUCAUAAAACAAAAUUAUAUUAAUAAAGAUAAGAAAUGGCCAGUUUUCAUAUCUUUAAUUGGAUCAUAUAAGCCACAUAUGAUUGAAUUGGACCUUAAAGUUAUAAAUGAAUUAAAAUCAAUGCAUGUUUCAAUUAUUGUAGAUUCUAAAGAACAUACAUUAGCUGAAUCUGGUGAAUUGAUUCAAUCUAACUGUACUAAGGAGGAUUUAAUUGAAAUUCAUGAAUUAUAUAAAAGUGAUAAUUUUAAAGUUAGAGAUGUUGAUACAAAUUUAACUGUUCAGAAAAUUGUUGGAUUGUCUGUUAUGGAUUUGUCUAUCGGUAAAUUGAUUUAUGAAGAAAUAGGUCAAGAUGCUGUUGAAAUGGACAAUUUUUGA